CGGAACCCCACCAACCUGCGAGAUCACAAUCAGGGAUGAUCUACAGCUAGCAAUUCUCUCGGUAUGAUGCUAUUAUGAACCCUACCAUCUCUUAAACAAUUAUUUGCGAUACUUCAGUGCUUGCGACAUUAGUAGGACUUGAUCAGGGAAGUCAGAAUUUCACUGGAAAAGUAGACGAAUCAGCUUCAUUAGCCCAUUAUGAGUCAAGUUACAGAGUUGCUGAAUCCUACGGCAGCGACAUCUGUCGCACUUGUUACACCCGAAAUUGAAGCAUUAACUAUCAACGAACCUGAAAAGUACACGGACAAGAAGGAAACACUAUCGUCAGAUGCAUUUUCUUCUAAUGAAAAAACUACGCCACAGCCAUAUUAUAUCGAAAAUGGUUUACGACGUGUUGCUCCCUACCAUUUCACAUACAAGACCUGGUGUAAACAACGAUGGAGAGGGAGAAAACUUAUAGACGUAUUCGAGAGCGAGUUUAGAGACCGUCCAUUAGCAUAUUAUAAGAAUGCCAUGGAAACCGGCCAAAUAUGCGUCAACGGCAAGCCGACUAGCCCAGAUCAUAUCCUCGUCAACGGAGAGUUAGUAUCGCAUACGAUACAUCGCCACGAGCCUCCUGUCACAGCAGAUCCUAUUGGAAUUCUCCACGAGGAUGAUGACAUGAUCGUCAUUAACAAGCCUUCUGGUAUACCAGUUCACCCUGCUGGACGAUAUAACUUUAAUUCGGUCAUCGAAAUCAUGAAAGCCGAGAGGAGUCCGGAAUGGAUUGCAUAUACCUGCAACAGGCUUGACAGGUUAACCAGCGGAAUCAUGUUCGUUGCAAAACACCCAAAGGCCGCCGACCGUCUAAGUGAACAGAUCAAGCAGAGAACUGUGCGAAAAGAAUACGUCGCUAGAGUGAUUGGCAAUUUUCCGGAUGAGGAAAUAGUGUGCAAUCAACCUUUACUUCAGAUCUCUCCCAAACUUGGGUUGAACCGAGUACGAGCUAGUGGGAAAACGGCUCGGACAGUCUUCAAGAAGCUCGCAUAUUACCCUCCACGUGCGCCUCAAGGACCGGAACAGGAUAAAGAUUCUCAAAACGCAGAAAAUAUCGUCGCGGGGAAGAGCAAGCCGUGGUUGCGAAACGAGGGGUAUUCAAUCGUACGGUGUCUUCCCGUCACCGGUCGAACUCACCAAAUCCGCGUUCAUCUUCAGCAUCUAGGAUAUCCAAUCGAAAAUGAUCCAAUCUAUGCUAAUCAAAGGGUUUGGGGCUUUAACCUUGGUUAUAAUGAUCCCGAGGCCCUAGAAAAUACAGAUGAUGACAUCAUUACGCGUCUCAACCGCAUGGGGAAAGAAGAAGUUGCAGACGCCGUCGCUUACCAUGACGAGAUGGUUGACCAGUAUUAUAAGAGGAAAGCAGAGAAGAUGUCUGGCGAGCUAUGUGAAGUUUGCGACACUCCCUUAUACACGGACCCCGGAUUGCAAGAACUAUCACUGUGGUUGCAUAGUUUACGAUAUGAAGAUGCAGGCGGCGAUUGGAGUUAUGUCAGUCCCCUCCCUGGCUGGGCUCUCCCCCCGUCUGGCAUGUCGGGACCUACAGAGGUGGGGGGCAUGGAAGAGUUGGUAUCAGCAGUAAAAGACGUCAACCCCGAAAUAGCAUAACCUCCGGUCGAAGCAAAAGACGGCAGGAUGACCAUCCUUCCAACUUCAGAUAUCAAAUACUUCCCCGCCAUAUCCUGACGAAUAGAUGGUC
Messenger RNA from Annulohypoxylon maeteangense, 1732 nucleotides. Its product is annotated as pseudouridine synthase. Gene Ontology annotation, molecular function: pseudouridine synthase activity; RNA binding. The coding region runs from base 199 to 1641 and encodes 480 amino acids. NCBI's taxonomy places the organism in Eukaryota, Fungi, Ascomycota, Sordariomycetes, Xylariales, Hypoxylaceae. The transcript has a single exon. Gene Ontology annotation, biological process: pseudouridine synthesis. The record is from RefSeq and is a predicted model, not a curated record.